Molecule: messenger RNA, 1279 nt
Organism: Electrophorus electricus (electric eel)
Lineage: Eukaryota; Metazoa; Chordata; Actinopteri; Gymnotiformes; Gymnotidae
Gene: olig3
Product: oligodendrocyte transcription factor 3
Biological process (GO): positive regulation of transcription by RNA polymerase II; axon development; sensory organ development
Cellular component (GO): nucleus
Molecular function (GO): protein dimerization activity; E-box binding; DNA-binding transcription factor activity, RNA polymerase II-specific
Source: RefSeq, a predicted model, not a curated record
UCGCCACAUAUCAGGAUGUGCAACCCCGGAACAAAAUAAGACGGGCGACACGGUCCCUGUUUCGGCUGAUAGUAAAACUUACUGAUAGAAAAAAGGAGAGGCUGCUUCGAGGAAAAUAAUCAGGUGAUCAAGCAGGAGUGACUUAGAAUCAGAGGCAGAGUAAGAGACAACCUCCUACCCAACCGAAGUGAUAAAAAUGGAUUCAGACUCCAGCUCAAGCAGAGCUUCCUCGCCAGAUAUGGAUGGGAUGUACCUCCGAAACCAUCUACCAGACGGACGAGUCAAUUCCGUGUCCUCCACACAGAACGAGCUCAACCAGAAGAUGACGAGCGAGCACCUCUCUAGGAGCGGGGAGAAGACACCCAUCGGUAGCAAAUACAAACUCAAGAAGCAAGUCACCGAGGAAGAAAUCCAACAGCUGCGGUUGAAAAUCAACGGCAGAGAACGAAAGCGGAUGCAUGACUUGAACCUGGCAAUGGACGGUCUCCGCGAAGUUAUGCCAUACGCACACGGCCCGUCUGUGAGGAAGCUGUCAAAGAUCGCCACUCUUCUUCUGGCGAGAAACUACAUUCUAAUGCUGACGAGCUCCCUUGACGAGAUGAAGAGGCUGGUGGGAGAGAUUUACGGCGGACAUCACUCUGCUUUUCACUGCGGAACGGUCAACCACACCAGUGCGCACUCGGCGAGUCCUACGCACCAGGUGCAUCCGCUGCUCGGGGGCGCGCUGUCGUCGUCCACGCCCUCUACGUUAUCCACAACUCUACCUGGACUUACCUCCAUCAGGGCGCCUCACUCCUUAAUGAAAACCGCCCCUACGCCUCCACUCCAAAUCGGCAGUGGUUUUCAGCACUGGGCAGGGUUGCCGUGCCCAUGCACAAUCUGCCAGGUGCCUCCUCCACCGCAUGUUCCCAUUACUUCAACGGGAUUGACGAGACUUUCCUCCGAGAACAAGGAAGUGAUGAAGUAAUCGUGAACUCACAGGACUAUGGUGACAAGUGUCAUCGUGUAAAUUGUUUAUGGGCUGGACUCAAAAAAGUAACUUGCAUGAUAUCUUUGUCCAAUUAUUUGUUUGUUUUUUUCCCUUACGAUAUCAGAAUUCCCUCCUUGUAACAAGGAUCUCGUCAAAUGACAAAAGCAUUGAAAGGUAACUACUUUAUGGUUAUUUGACAUAUGCGUAUCUUAUACUUAUCCCCAUGUAAAUAAUUUGAGGGCAGAAGACUAUGCGCAUUCGCCGGAAAAUGUUCUAUUGUUUAACGUUAGGCAGAAUGUCACGUGUUUG